CGAGAAGUGAAAACGUCAGUAUGGCGGUGCUCCUUGAAACAACGCUGGGGGAUAUUGUAAUUGAUUUGUUCACCGAGGAAAGACCUAAAACCUCCCUAAAUUUCCUGAAAUUAUGCAAAAUAAAAUACUACAACUACUGCCUCAUCCACAAUGUGCAGAGGGACUUCAUUGUGCAGACUGGAGAUCCUACUGGAACUGGCCGUGGAGGAGAAUCUGUGUUCUGCAAGCUCUAUGGAGACCAGGCGCGCUUCUUUGACGCGGAGAAAGUGCCGCGCAUCAAGCACAGGAAGACGGGGACGGUUUCCAUGGUGAACAACGGAAAUGACCAGCACGGCUCUCAGUUCCUCAUCACGACCGGGGAGAACCUGGACUACCUGGAUGGAGUCCACACCGUGUUCGGAGAAGUCACAGAAGGGCUGGACGUCCUGACCAAGAUCAAUGAGGCUUUUGUUGACAAGGAUUUUGUCCCGUUUCAGGACAUCAGGAUAAACCACACUGUGGUGCUGGACGAUCCGUUCGACGAUCCUGCCGAUCUGCCGAUUCCUGAUCGAUCGCCUGAGCCCACCAAGGAGCAGCUGGAUAGCGGCCGUAUCGGAGCGGACGAAGUGAUCGACGACACGGACGGGAAAGGAGCCGAGGAGCUGGAGGAGAGGCUGAAGGAGAAGGAAGCCAAGACUCAGGCCAUCCUGCUGGAGAUGGUUGGGGACCUCCCGGACGCAGAUGUGAAGCCUCCUGAGAACGUUUUGUUUGUGUGCAAACUCAACCCAGUCACCACAGACGAGGACCUGGAGAUCAUCUUUUCACGCUUUGGCUCCAUAAAAAGUUGUGAGAUCAUCAGAGACUUUAAAACUGGAGAUUCCCUCUGCUACGCUUUCAUUGAGUUUGAGAAGCAAGAAGACUGUGAAAAGGCUUACUUCAAAAUGGACAACGUGCUGAUUGAUGACCGACGGAUCCAUGUGGACUUCAGCCAGUCGGUUGCAAAGAUCAAAUGGAAAGGGAAAGGUGGGAAAUACACUAAAGAUGACUUCAAGGCCUACGAGAAGGACUUGGAGAGCCGUUCUAAGCUGGCUCUGAAGGAUCAAGUGAAGCCCAAACAAGACUCCAAGUAUGACCUGCUAAUCGAGGAUGAGGAGGCGGCGAUGAGCCACCGGCACCCUGAGAAGAAACACAAGAAACACCAUCAUCAUUCAGACGAUGAGGACAGCAGGAAAUCCAAAAAGCACAAGGACAACGAGGAGAGCAGACGCGACCGAAAGUCUGGGCGCCAGCGUUCGGGCUCUCGCUCACGCUCGCGUUCCAGAGACAGAGAGCACAAACACAGCAAGUCCCGUCUCAAACACGGGAAGGAGAGCCGGGACAAAGGUCACAGAGAGCGCAGCCGCAGCCGCUCGCCCAGGAAGUCCAAGGAUAAAGACAGGAGCAGGUUCAGAUGAGGGAACUGGCUGGUAUUAUUUUAACUCUGACCUUUGUUUAAAAAUCACCCAACUAAAAGUGAAAAUGACAUCAAUUGUACAAUUUCUAGAUAAAUAAACCAAACUAAACCAAAA
Poecilia latipinna (sailfin molly) is the source of this 1547-nucleotide messenger RNA. RefSeq names its product peptidylprolyl isomerase (cyclophilin)-like 4 (gene ppil4). The transcript has 13 exons. Gene Ontology annotation, cellular component: nucleus. NCBI's taxonomy places the organism in Eukaryota, Metazoa, Chordata, Actinopteri, Cyprinodontiformes, Poeciliidae. The record is from RefSeq and is a predicted model, not a curated record. Gene Ontology annotation, biological process: protein peptidyl-prolyl isomerization. Gene Ontology annotation, molecular function: RNA binding; peptidyl-prolyl cis-trans isomerase activity. The coding region runs from base 21 to 1433 and encodes 470 amino acids.